Kalmanozyma brasiliensis GHG001 is the source of this 1800-nucleotide messenger RNA. RefSeq names its product Alpha-mannosyltransferase. Bases 1 to 1800 code for a protein of 599 amino acids. Lineage: Eukaryota; Fungi; Basidiomycota; Ustilaginomycetes; Ustilaginales. Gene Ontology annotation, molecular function: alpha-1,3-mannosyltransferase activity. The transcript has a single exon. Gene Ontology annotation, biological process: protein O-linked glycosylation. The record is from RefSeq and is a predicted model, not a curated record. Gene Ontology annotation, cellular component: Golgi apparatus.
AUGGCGGGACCAACCUUGUCCAACUUGAUAGGCGGGCAGAAUGGCAAGCUCUCCAAUGUCAGGAUACGCAUCACAGCUACCAGGAUCAAGAUCUUGUGUCUGCUCGUCGUCGCCGCCUGGCUCAUGCGACUCGCGGUCAAAGUGCGGCCAUCGCUCUCGCCUCUCUACGCAAGACACGUUCGCACACUCGACAUGGCCGCCAACGACAUUUGGACCGAAUAUAUCAUCACCCACCCCGUCGAGGUCGAUGAGCGAUACGGCUUCAAAGAGAUGGGCUUCCGCGCUCAUUCCUAUGCAGAGCUCGCAAGAACACACAACAUCGGAAGGCUCGAAAGGAUGGAGGAGAACUUGUGGCACUUUGCUCCCGGUGCAGCUCAGAUCCGCCAGCAAGCCAUGCGCGUCGCUCCCAUCUCCUACUCCGAGGCGGCCAAGCAGCGAGCGUCCCAGUCGGUCGAAGGUAUCGUCCGAAAUCAGCUCGAGCAGCACGGCAGGAUCUUUGCCAACAUGACCGGUGAUCUGCUCCGACAAGCACACAGGGAGGACGCUGCGAGAGGCGGAAAGCGAAGAGGCAUCGUCAUGUCCGUCUCUCGUCACACCUCGCUCGCUGCUUUGCAAACCAUCACGGUGCUCAGGGAGUUGCAUGGCUGCUUCCUUCCCGUCGAGAUCUACUACCACAGGGAGGACGAGCUGCCGGAUCCGCUUGUCGACUUGCUCAAGUCGCUCGGUCGUGUCUCUGUCUACGAUCUCGACACGCUCUCGCUCUUCAGCAGCGAGUUGGAAGACGACGCUGGCCGUCACCCUGGCUUCAAAGAGACAUGGACGCGUCAGGCGCUCGGCGUCCUCGCGUCGUCGUUCCAGGAGAUGCUGGUCAUCGAACCCUCGGUCGUCUUCCUCCAGAACCCAGCAGAGCUUUUCUCGCAUCACUCGUUCCAGAACACGGGCACGCUCUUCUUCCGCUCCAAAGCGAAACCCGCCGACCGAGGCUCUCAGUACCUUAUCGCCUUCCUCAAACGCCAGUUUGACGCCGGCGAGCCAUCAGCACAGCUGGCGGACAGCGCUUUCUGGUCGCACACGAUCGGCUCGAGGCAGGACAUGGACGUGGUUGUACUCGACAAGUCGCAACCAGGCGUGCUCGCCGCGCUCUUCAUGAAUGCCUGGAUCCGACGCAAGCGCGUCAGGGACAUGUUCUGGGGCGCCUACCCUCUGACGAUGAACGAAGGUCUCUGGCUUGCCUUUGACCUCUCGGACAUCGCCUAUGCCUUUGAAAACACGCUUCCCGGAGCGAUCGGACGCUUCGAAGGCGACUGGGAUGACCACUCGCCCUUGCUCUGCUCGCCACGCACCAUACAGUUCCUCUCGCCGCAGGCAGCGCACGAAAAGCUCGCCAAUCGAUGGACGCUCUUUGACACCAAGCACAAGAAGUCGACCAAGAAGGGCAAAGCGGCCAACAAGCUCAAGCAGAACGCAGCGGGAGAAAAGCCUUUCUGGUUCCACGGCGGCUUCCUCGUCCCCGGCUCGAGCGACGAGACCUACUUCACGCCCAACGUCUUCGCCCGUGACGUUCCGCCGUACACCACCAUCGAAGAGGACUACACAGAUUCGAAAGAAUGUCUGUACGGCGCAACGAUCAACAAGCUCAAGGGCACCAGCAUCCCUACGACGCUCGAAAAGGCGAUCGAUAUUGCACACGAGACGUUGAAAAGGUAUCAGCCUGUGCUGCGCUACCACGUGGGUGUGCCCAAGAUCCGCGACGACGCCGAGACGGACGAUACCAAGUCCGAGAUGGAGGAUACCAGCUGA